CACCUGUCUGCCCUCAGGUGGCGACAAGGGUCCAUCUUUGUCGCUUGUUGUUUCGUGUGAAAAAACGCGACGAUCUACCGACUCUCUCACGUGUAUGCGACCUCUACGACUCUGAUUUAAUAGUUAUUGUUUCGGGUUUAUUUAUGCACAACAGAUGACAAUGCUGCUUCUGAGGAGAGCUGCGCAGACGGCGGUGCGGACAAACCACCACAGGUCGUUUUCUGCUUCACAGACUCACCUGAACGAGAGAAAAGGUCUGGUGCUGGGAGUGUUUGAGGAGGAGGGGGAGCAGGGCAGCCUUCAUCUGACACAAGCAGCUGCAGGUUUUGAUCAAACUUCGUCGGGAAAACUCUCUGAACUGCUUAAAAUCUCUGGACCAACUCUUAAGAAAGGCAAAAGCAGAAUAUUUUAUGGAAUCCACAAGGACUUCCCGUGUGUGGCAGUAGUCGGAUUGGGUAAGAAGGAUGCAGGUGUGUGUGGAGCAGAGAACUGGGACACCAGCAAGGAGAGCAUCAGACAGGCAGUAUCAGCUGGCUGCCGGUUACUUCAGGACCUGGAGGUGAAUCAUGUGGAGGUGGACGCCUGCGGUGAUGCUCAGUCAGCAGCAGAAGGUGCCGCUCUGGGUUUGUUUCACUACGACCAACUAAAAUCCAAGAAGAAGACGAAAGUGACCACGCAGCUUCAUGGAAGUGCUGACUCAGUCGGUUGGGAGAAAGGAGUCACGUAUGCAGAAGGCCAAAAUCUGGCACGGCUUCUCAUGGAAGCUCCAGCCAAUCACAUCACUCCUACCGCUUUUGCCAACACCAUUGAGGAGAAAUUGGCACCGCAUGCCAAACGAGUCACAAUAAAUAAAAGAUCUCAGUCUUGGAUAGAGGAGCAACAGAUGGGAGCGUUUCUCAGCGUGUCUAAAGGUUCAGAGGAGCCGCCCGUCUUCCUGGAGCUUCAUUACAACGGUUCUCCUGACAGCAAGCAAGCACCGCUGCUCUUAGUGGGCAAGGGCGUCACCUUUGACAGUGGUGGUAUUUCUCUGAAGCCGUCUCCUUCUAUGGAUGCAAUGAGAGCUGAUAUGGGUGGAGCAGCCACAGUGUGUGCGUCUAUCGUCACAGCAGCAGCUCUCAAACUCCCCGUCAACAUUAUUGGUCUGGCUCCUCUGUGUGAGAACAUGCCCAGUGGAAAAGCUACUAAACCAGGUGAUGUCGUCACAGCCAAAAAUGGGAAAACAAUCCAGGUUGAUAAUACAGAUGCAGAGGGACGUCUGAUUCUUGCUGACGCACUGUGUUACGGACACACCUUCAACCCCAGAGCUAUUGUCAAUGUUGCUACACUAACAGGUGCGAUGGAUGUGGCUCUUGGCUCAGCAGCAACUGGAGUGUUUACAAACUCUGACUGGCUCUGGGAGCAGCUGCACAAGGCUAGUGUUGUGACAGGUGACAGAGUGUGGCGGAUGCCUCUGUUCCAGCACUACACCCGACAGGUGACUGACAGCCAGCUGGCUGACCUCAACAACAUUGGCAAGUACAGCCGUUCUGGUGGUGCGUGCACAGCAGCUGCAUUCCUGAGAGAGUUUGUCACAGCUCCUCACUGGGCUCAUCUGGACAUCGCGGGUGUGAUGAGUAACAAAGAUGAAAUCCCCUACCUGAGGAAGGGCAUGUCUGGAAGGCCGACACGUACACUGGUGGAGUUUGCUGCCGGGCUGGCGCAGAGUGGCUGAGAGGUUGACUCAUAAUCAGAUCAGACACAAAACUCUCUGACUGUGAGCUUCUUCUCUGGCGGGAUUCAACAGAUCUCUCAACACAGACAGAACGUUUAGAGGCCCAUGUACUUAAACAGUAUUGUUGCUAUGGAAGAGUUGUGGAACUGUUUGAUUACAGGUAAUACAUCAGUGUAAGAGGGUUUUGAAGUUUUUCCAUGCCACAGUGUACAACAGGUUCAGUGUCUCCUCACACUGAUGUGAUUCCAGCCGAAAAACAUAAUUUAUAUGUUGUGUAAAUAAACUAUACGGUUUUAAUUA
Messenger RNA from Larimichthys crocea (large yellow croaker), 2011 nucleotides. RefSeq names its product leucine aminopeptidase 3 (gene lap3). The record is from RefSeq and is a predicted model, not a curated record. Lineage: Eukaryota; Metazoa; Chordata; Actinopteri; Sciaenidae. Gene Ontology annotation, biological process: proteolysis. Bases 155 to 1711 code for a protein of 518 amino acids. The transcript has 13 exons. Gene Ontology annotation, cellular component: cytoplasm. Gene Ontology annotation, molecular function: manganese ion binding; metalloaminopeptidase activity.